GGCUCCGCGCCACCGCUCCCGCCACUCUGUUUUCCCGCCAAGUUUCAUUUGUGGUGGUCCCCAGCAGCUGUUGCAUGCCGCUUUGCCCUGUCUUCUUUGAAGUUUUCUCUCUGCUGCUGCCUGCUUGUAUUUAUCCUUCUGUCAGCAACACACGAGAUGCCAGCCAAACAGGAAUCAAUCACCUUCCCCAUUCGCAAAACAAAGUCCUCAAGAAGCAAAUCUGGGAAGUUAGCAGAACAGAAAGACAGAGAGGAUGCCAGAAAUAAUGCAUACAAUUGUGCUGAAGUAGUUAUUGAUGAAACAAUACUAAAUGACUCAAGCUCUCAAGAGAUCUCAUCACUAAAUCAGACAAUUGGCCUGAGUCCCAGAGAAAGUGUAGUGCAAAGAAGAACCUCAUCAAAAAUUCAGUCCACAGUCCACAGCACUCGCAGGUCAUCUCGAAAGAAGUGUCCCAUAAGUUAUCGUGAAACUAGUCCUAGCCCUCAGAAGAAGCAGUUUAAUGUGUACAGCAAAGACACUCCAAAGAAAUUAACCUAUGGAGAAGAGUCAUCACCAGAACGUGUCUCUACCAGUGACUAUCUUGGCACAUCAGUAACACCUUGCAAGAAUACCAGCUCAGUCAGAAAUGUUCAAACAUCAUCCAAAACAAGAGAAUGUGUCACCAGUUAUCAAGAGACAAGUUCCAGCCCAAGGCAACUACCACUGAGGAGAAAUAGAAAUUUGAACCAAGAUGGAAAUUCCACUACCCUACAGAAGUUAUCCCCAGAGGCUGUCUCCCUUGGCUACAAAUGCUCAAGAACCCUCAGUAGAUCAGAAACACCCACUAGAAAUGCCAGAAGUAGAGACAAGGAUCAAGAGCACCUGACUCCAACUAAGAGAAAAGUUUUAUCACCAGAUGCAGCAGAUUGUUUCAGUCCUACGAAAAGGCUGGUUGUAGUCUUAAAUGGAAUUCCAAAGGAAUAUUCUGAUAAACUUCCAUCUAUGCUUAGUCCAUCAUCCAAUCACCAAAAGGUCCCAGAAUUAACCACACCAAAGAAAACACAACUGAGCACACCACCUAUUCCAUCUCAGGUGAAUCCAUCUGGUUCAUCUCUCAUUCCAUCUCAGAUGGGUUCACAUGACACUUCAGUUACCACCGGCUUACCGGUGUCAAUGAUAGAAAAGCCUCACUCAUCCACAGUUCACUCACUGAUUGGUGUGCCUCAGGCUCCAGCCCACACUGCUCAAGAUUCCAAAGCUACAGAAGAGCAUCAUACAUCUACAGGUCCUUCACUGAUUGCUGUAUCUCAGACUCCAGAGUGCACAGCUCAUCACUUCAAAGCUGAGUGCAAAAGUCCAUCACGCUCAGUUGUAAAGCGCCUUAAUAUGAACAGCCCUGUAAAAUCUCCCAUGAAACCUUUGUUGCUUGCCAGUCCGAGGAGGUCCCCUCGGAAGCUCAACAAUGAAAAUAAAGCUAGUCCUCAAAGAAGCUUGAUGAAGGCCCUUCAGUCACCCUUGCACUCUAGCAGUCCAUCUUCACUGGUGUCAAGACUCAGCCUGGCCAGUCCCCCUAGUUGCAAGAAGAAUUUGGCCAUGGGUCUUUUCAAACCAAAUGUUAGUGCAUACCGUUCACUGCGGCAAAGCCUUAACACUGGCACGCCAUCAGUUCUAGUGUGUCGGGAAAAGCAAGCAGAUGAAAUAAGAGAAUUCCUUACCCACCACCUCACUCAAGGCAAACCAGGUUCCCUUUACAUCUCAGGUGCUCCAGGAACUGGCAAGACAGCUUCACUGAACUCUAAUCUGGAAAGCUUACAGGUGAAGAGAAUUAAGACAGUCUUCCUGAACUGCAUGACCCUCAAGACAACAGCUGCUAUUUACAAAACCAUCGCCUCUGAGCUAAGCCUGAGUGUGUCUUCCAGUGAGAGGGAAAACAAGAAUGCAAUUGAGAAGGCACUUACAAUAUCCAGGCACCCCAUCCUGUUGAUGUUAGAUGAGGUGGACCAACUGGACAGCAAGAAUCAGGAGGUGCUAUAUACCAUCUUUGAGUGGCCAGCGCUGCCUUGUUCCUCCCUAGUGUUGGUGGGCAUUGCCAACUCUCUUGACCUCACUGAUCGUAUCCUCCCACGUCUUCAAGCUCUGCCAAACUUCAAGCCAAAGCUGCUUCAUUUCCCUCCCUACACCAAGGCAGAGAUUGUCAAAAUCAUCACCCAUAGAAUAAAAGAGGCAAAUCUUGGUGAGGUGCAAGUGAUUCGUCCAGCUGCUAUUCAGUUGCUGGCAGGCAAGGUGGCAUCCAUUGCAGGGGAUGUCCGGAAGGCUCUUGAUGUCUGCAGGCGGGCAGUGGAGCUUUGCGAGACUCAAGCUCGCAAGCAGGCUGUGCUGAAGCCUUCCAAUGCCAGUCCUCAAAAAGCUUCCAAGACAUCGCUGGACAGUGUUGUACCAAAGAUGGUAGAGAUACCACAGAUUCUCUCUAUCUUCAAUGAGGUGUAUGGGUCCCGUGUGGUGUCGGCUGUAACUAACGCCCCAGAGAGCUUCUCAUUACAGCAGAAAAUCUUGAUUUGCUGCUUGUUAUUGAUUCUCAAGCAUGCAAGAUCUAAGGAUGUAACACUUGGGAAGUUUCAUGAAGUUUACACACGAGUAUGCAAGAAGCAACAGGUUCCAGGAAUGGAUCAAACCGAAUUCCUUUCCCUCUGCACACUCUUGGAGUCAAGAGGAAUGCUGCAAGUAAAGCGUAACAAAGAAAUUCGCAGCUCAAAGGUUUUGCUGCUCCUGAAUGCAAGUGAAGCUGAGAAUGUCCUUGGUGAUCGCAGUCUCCUGGCCACCGUCCUGGAAGACAGAGAAAGCUUAGGAAAAUUGUGCUCUCAACAGAAGAGGUAGUUAUGCAUCAGGGGGAGGAAUAUUCACAAUCUAGAAACCAGUGUUCAUGUAUGCAUUUUUAUUUAUAUCAUUUGAAUUCAUUACUAUUCACUCUUAUUGACUUUAGGAGACUUUUCUUGAGUAUUUUAUUGUUUUACUAUAUUUCAUACCAUAGAUAUAUAUCAUAAGGAUCAACAUACACUGCUGUUCAGCUCAUGAAAACCUAAGAAAAAGUUAGGUUUAGUUUAAAAAGUUUUCUUGCAUCUACAAAUGUUUUAAAAGUUUUCAUGUAUCUAUAAAAUGUAUCAGUUUUAAUUAUAUGUUUUUAUAAAUCUGA
Messenger RNA from Portunus trituberculatus (swimming crab), 3169 nucleotides. RefSeq names its product cell division control protein 6 homolog (gene Cdc6). The transcript is spliced from 10 exons. Gene Ontology annotation, molecular function: ATP hydrolysis activity; DNA replication origin binding. Gene Ontology annotation, biological process: mitotic DNA replication checkpoint signaling. The record is from RefSeq and is a predicted model, not a curated record. The coding region runs from base 157 to 2853 and encodes 898 amino acids. Gene Ontology annotation, cellular component: nucleus. Lineage: Eukaryota; Metazoa; Arthropoda; Malacostraca; Decapoda; Portunidae.